This is a messenger RNA of Sipha flava (yellow sugarcane aphid), 2139 nucleotides long. RefSeq names its product beta-1,3-galactosyltransferase 5-like. NCBI's taxonomy places the organism in Eukaryota, Metazoa, Arthropoda, Insecta, Hemiptera, Aphididae. Bases 929 to 1969 code for a protein of 346 amino acids. Gene Ontology annotation, molecular function: hexosyltransferase activity. Gene Ontology annotation, cellular component: membrane. The transcript is spliced from 3 exons. The record is from RefSeq and is a predicted model, not a curated record.
AAAACGCGCGCACCACUACACCGCGUCGGACGUCGUCACCCGCACCUUUCGGCCGUAUUGUCGGCAGAUACGCCGUCCGCCUAACACCUUCACCGCGCCGACGCCACCACCUAGACCGCUUCAAGCCCCUCGACCCCUCCGCGGUACCGUAGAACCGCCCAACAGCCGCCGUCUACGGUACUCCCGUUGCAGUUGUUAUUGUUUUGUACGUUGUUUCACGAUUGCGAUUUCGUUCACCGUGCAAAUAGACGAACAAUUUCUGCACGUCGACCAUGAACCGACGAAACGUAUGCGGUCGAUCGAGAACGGUCCGAAACGGCAACCGCCAGCGCCGUCCGAUGAAAUAAUGUCCGCUACGAACGGUUAUCGUCCGGACCGAACGGCGUCGUUAUCGCAACCAAAUCUGAAAUCGGUUGUGUUCGUGCCGCGUGCCAGAUCCGCCGCCGCCACUGGUCGUCGAACGCCGUCGACCGCGACUGCCGCCGCCGCCGCCGCCACCACCGGUCGUGUUAUCACAUGCGACGAUGACGACUGCGGCGACCGACAAAUGCUGUAGUAGUGUUGACGUGUAGUAGCGUGUGAGCGGUUCAGUGACGUCCGCGGGCCGGUGCGAUCUGCGAGUGGUUGGCGUCGUCGGUCAUAUUCCGUUCCCGUUAAGCGACCGACGAGUGGUGUUCGCACCACCAGUACGCCACACGCGUCGGCCGGAGGGAACGAAUGCCAAGCAGUGAUAGAGAAAGAGAUAAAGUGGAAAAAAGAAAAUAACGGCCGCGCAACGAACGGCACCAUAACGCCGCCCGCCGACAAUUGGGGCCCGUGAUGUCGGUUUUAUAAAUGAUCAACUCAUACAUUAUCUUCAAUUGUGAUUACUUGAAAUUGUUGAAGAAUCUAAACUGAGGAAUAACAGUUAACAAUUAGGAGAAAUGCCAUGAUUGGACGAUUAUAUUCUUUAAUUAUAUCGCUUGGCGGCCUCACAUUAAUCACAUUUUCACUUUGGUCAGUAUGGAGCAAAAUUGUCAGUGUCAACGAAUCACAUACAGGCCAUGUCGAAUAUUAUCGUAUUCUCACAACAGAAAAUGUUACUUCAAAACCAUUCGAGGUACAUACUUUAUCCAAUGCCGAUCUUCAUUCCCUGAUAGAUUUGCCAUCAUUCAAUUUCAAAAUAAACAAAGAGGUAUGCAACAGUACCUCACAUUUGAUAGUGGCUUUAGUUCAUACUGCACCAAGUCAUCAUGUAAAACGUCAGGCUAUAAGAGAUACAUGGGCAAAAAUGAUACCAACUUAUUUUUUCAUGGGUCUCCCAGAUUCAAAUGUUACUCAAAACCAAGUUAUUUUAGAAAAUCAAAUGUACAAUGAUAUUGUACAAGGUGACUUUAUGGAUUGUUACCGUAAUUUAACUUAUAAACAUGUGAUGGUACUAAAAUGGACUUUAUACUAUUGUCGUUGUGCCAGGUAUUUGCUCAAAACUGAUGAUGAUACAUUUGUUAAUGCACCAUAUUUAUUGGAAAUACUCAAUCAUAGAUUAUCACCUUUAGGAGCACGUAAUUUACUCAUGUGCCAACUCUCUCUGUCAAGUGUAGUGAAACGUUCAUUCCGAUCAAGAUGGAGGGUUUCAUAUUCAGAAUAUCCAAAUCGAUGGUAUCCCACAUAUUGUUAUGGAUGGGCAAUAAUUUAUUCACCAGAUGUCAUUUACAAAUUAUAUACAGAAGCACAAGUAACCCCAUAUUUUUGGAUCGAUGAUGUUCAUAUAACUGGUACAAUUGCUGUUAAACAGAACAUCACACCUACUAAUUUGGGAGAGUUAGUAGUAGAAGAAUAUAAUUUAUUGAACGAUAAAAAUAUUAGUCAUAAGUUUACAUUUUGUUUAUUAACUAAUGAAGACGAGUCAAUGAGAAAAUUUUGGAGUAUUGUUACUCAACCAGAUGAUAAAAAUAUGGUUGUUUCACCUUCAAUCUUGGGCCUGACGUAAAUGUUGGUAUCAAUUGGACAGUUAAUCUAAGUAAUAUAUGUUAAAUAUUUAGAAAAUUGAAUACUGAAUUGUGAUAAGUAGCCUGUAACAACGUUAUUUGUUAUUAUUAUUAUUUUUUGUUUGUGAAGUUAGUAUUUUAAAUAAGGCUGAUAUUAAAAAUGAAUGUUAUA